Messenger RNA from Aspergillus candidus, 1032 nucleotides. Its product is annotated as putative NUDIX family hydrolase. Bases 88 to 996 code for a protein of 302 amino acids. Gene Ontology annotation, biological process: ribose phosphate metabolic process; nucleoside phosphate metabolic process. The record is from RefSeq and is a predicted model, not a curated record. The transcript has 2 exons. NCBI's taxonomy places the organism in Eukaryota, Fungi, Ascomycota, Eurotiomycetes, Eurotiales, Aspergillaceae. Gene Ontology annotation, molecular function: ADP-ribose pyrophosphatase activity; ADP-glucose pyrophosphatase activity.
CGAGGUCCUGCUCAAACAACCCAAGUCCGGUAUAUUCUACAGUUCCAGUCCAAUCAAAUGAUCAACCAGGAUUGAUCCCCCUAAUUCAUGAUCCCCCGGCGGCUAUUACAAUCUGUCGCGCCCGUCUUCUCCACCAUCCGACCGCGACGCCGCCCCAUGUCGAGCUUCACCAUCAGCGCCGAAGGAGGCCCAGCACCGAUCCCCGUGCGCAGUGUCCCAGAUCUCACCAAAGAUGACCUCCUGCGCUUUCCCGCGUUCAACAUCUGGCUGUCCACGCUGCGGCGAUCCCUGGACCGACAGCGGAAUCCCGCCCACGAAUUCCACAAGGAUCCGUAUGUCUUGCGCGGCAUUGAUAUCCAGGCGGUGGAUGUCUUCGGUGGGGGACGGUUAGGGUUCGUUAAGAUGAAGUCGGUGGUUUCGACGGAGGGCGGGGAGACGCUUCCGGGGAGCGUCUUUCUACGUGGAGGGAGUGUGGGCAUGUUGCUCAUCCUCCAACCAGACGACGUGCCCCCCUCCGCAGAGGACGAAAAACACGCAAUCCUCACAGUCCAACCGCGCAUCCCAGCAGGAUCGCUCGCAUUCUCCGAGAUCCCAGCGGGAAUGCUCGACGACAGCGGGUCAUUUGCCGGCGGCGCAGCGAAGGAAAUUCAAGAAGAGACGGGCCUGAAGAUACCCCAAAGCGAGCUCAUCGACAUGACGUCGCUGGCGUUGCAGUCAGUGCCCGCCAACGAAGACGACGAGAUGCUCCAGAAAGCUGUGUAUCCGUCGGCGGGCGGAAGCGACGAGUUCAUUCCGCUGUUUCUGUGCCAGAAGCGGAUGUCGCGGGCGGAUAUAGAGGGGUUGCAGGGGCGGCUGACGGGGUUAAGGCAGCAUGGGGAGAAGAUCACGUUGAAGGUGGUGCCGUUGAAGGAUCUGUGGAGGGAGGGGUUGCGGGAUGGGAAGACGUUGGCCGCUUGGGCGUUGUACAGGGGUUUGAGGGAGGAGGGGAAAUUAUGAACCUUCUUCUGUCUCUUCUUUUUUUUUUUUUUCUUU